UUCUGUGUAGAUUGCGCUCGUGCCGACUCUUCCACAAUACGUGGAAAGCGUGAGUUUCUCCACUCCGGUCCAACAUGUCAAAUUUUUCUUGAAUUUCUGACGAAUAUUUACGAAGAAGGUAAAGAUUUAAGCGCAGACAAAUUCUGUUCAUCUAAUAGUUCACCCAGGAAAGUAUUGACUGGGAAAUUAUAGAUUUUUUCUUGGUGCUUAACGUAGUAAACGAACGACACGAUGAGCGCACCCCAGGGGCAAGUGAAACCAAGAAACGGAGUAGUAAAACAGGUUACUUCUGGAGAUACCAUUGUUAUCCGUGGUCAGCCUAUGGGUGGCCCGCCUCCUGAAAUGACAAUUACCCUUUGUAAUGUUACUGCUCCAAAACUGGAGAGAUGGAAAGGAAAUGACAGCACUGACGAAAGUAGGGAUGAACCAUAUGCCUGGGAAGCAAGAGAAUAUUUACGAAAAAAGCUUAUUGGUCAAGAUGUAGCUUUUGUUACAGAGAAAUCAAUUAAUACAAAUCGAACUUAUGGUACUGUGUGGCUAGGAAAAGAUAGAAAUGGAGAAAAUAUCAUUGAAACAUUAGUUUCUGAGGGUUUGGUAACUGUAAAAAAAGACACUCGAAAUCCUAGCCCAGAACAGACACGACUGAUCGAGCUGGAAAACGGAGCUAAAACGGCUAAGAAAGGAAAAUGGUCAGAGUCUCCAAGUUCUGAGCAUGUGCGCAAUGUGAAAUGGACAAUAGAUGAUCCUCGAAAAUUAGUUGAGAAAUUUGGAAAGAAGCCGGUGAAGGCUAUCAUCGAAUUUGUUUUUGACGGUUCAACAGUGAAAGCACUUUUGCUACCUGAUUACUAUAACAUAGUAUUAAUGAUAUCAGGUGUUCGAUGUCCUGGAUGGCCGAACGGAAGACGCGAAAAUUCAACAGGUGAUCCGUAUGCGGAUGAAGCAAGAUAUUUCGUAGAAUCGCGUCUUCUACACAGAGAUGUUGAAGUUGUACUUGAAUCGGUUAAUAAUAACAAUUUCAUUGGAAGUAUUCUUCACCCAAAAGGAAAUAUUGCAGAAAUUUUAUUGAAUGAAGGGUUUGCCAAGUGUCAAGAUUGGUCGAUUGGUAAUAGUAGAGCUGGUGCAGAAAAGCUUUAUCUUGCAGAAAAAGCUGCGAAAGAAGCACGUUUGCGUUUGUGGAAAGAUUACAAACCGUCAGGCCCACAAAUAGAGUUCACUGGCACUGUUGUUGAGAUUGUAAAUGCAGACGCGCUUAUAAUCAGGACACAAAAUGGAGAAAACAAGAAAGUCUUUUUGAGCAGUAUUCGACCACCGUCCAGAGAAAAAAAAACAAAUGAAGAACCCAAUAACGCGGGAAGAAAAGAUUUUAAGCCUCUCUAUGAUAUCCCAUGGAUGUUAGAGGCUCGUGAAUUUCUUCGUGAAAAAUUCAUCAGAAAAAACGUAAAAGUUGUAGUGGAUUAUACUCAACCAGCCAGAGAUAAUUUCCCGGAAAAGUUAUGUUGCACUGUUACUUGUGGUAAAACAAAUAUCGCGGAAGCAUUGGUUGCACGAGGUUUGGUGAGAGUGAUUAAAUACAGACAAAAUGACGAUCAAAGGUCAUCCCAUUACAAUUUGUUACAAAUUGCUGAAAGUAGAGCGGAAAAAUCGCAACAUGGUUUACAUGCAAAGAAAGAUAUUCCUGUACACAGAUUAGUGGAUGUUUCUAACGAUCCCUCCAAAGUGAAGUCAUACUUGACAUCCUUUAAACGGGCACAAGGCAUUAAAGCUAUGGUUGAAUUCGUCACCAGCGGUUCCCGUUUGAAACUUUUCUUACCGAAAGAAGACCAGCUUAUUACGUUUGUACUAGCUGGUAUAAGAACCCCUAGAUGCCAAAGAUCGCUUCCAGGUGGUGGCAUAAUUAAAGCUGACGAAUAUGGGGAAAAAGCAUUAGCCUUUACCAGGGAACACUGCUUUCAAAGGGAUGUGGAAAUUAAAGUUGAAAGUACAGAAACAAAGGGAAGCGGUUUUAUUGGAUGGUUGACUGUGAACGACAUAAAUAUGUCGGUUUCUCUUGUUGAAGAAGGUCUCGCAGAAGUAGUUACUUUCCCGGACUUUGGAGAAUUAACUAGGACGCUUAAAGCAGCCGAAGAACGUGCCAAAACGAAGAAACUAAAUAUAUGGAAGAAUUAUGUUGAAGUACAAGUCGAAAAUGAAAAGAACGAAAAUGAUAAAGAAGUUGUGGAAAGAAAGAUCGACUACCAAGAGGUAGUGAUUUCUGAAGUUACUAACGAUCUUCACUUUUACGUACAAAGGGUUGAUCAACGUAGUAUGUUAGAAACUUUCCUUUCGCAAUUGCGUCAAGAGCUGUCGUCUAAUCCUCCACUUGCGGGUGCUUACAAACCUACCAGGGGUGACUUAGCAGUUGCCAAAUUUAGUGGCGAUGAUCAGUGGUACCGAGUUAAGAUUGAAAAAAUCUCUGGUACGAAUGCUAGCGUAUUUUAUGUUGAUUACGGUAACAGAGAAACGAUUAAUGCUUCAAGAAUUGCCGACUUACCGUCGCGAUUCGCUACUGAUAAACCUUAUGCUCAUGAGCAUAUUCUUGCUUGUGUUUCACUUCCAUUAAACAAUGACGAUGAAAAAGCAGCAGUUGAAGCCUUUAAGGAAGAUGUAAUGGACAAAAUUUUAUUAAUGAAUACGGAAUUUAAGCUUAAUAAUGUUACCGCGGUAACAUUAGUUGAGUCUACUAGUAAGGAAGAUAUUGCGAAGGGACUAAUUUCUGAUGGGUUAUUACUCGUACAGAACCAACGUGACAGGAGACUUACUAAAUUGAUUGAAGAAUAUAAGAAAGCGGAAGAAGAUGCAAAACACAGCCGGCGUAAUAUUUGGAGAUAUGGCGAUAUACGCGAAGACGAUGAGAAACAAUUUGGAUCGUAAAAAUGCUCAAAGAUUGGUUGGAAAGUGAUUGAUACAGGGAAAAAGAAAUCAUGUUAUGAACUGCAUAAUAAAUAUCUAAAAAUCUAUCACAUAGAUUUACAGAAACUAAUAAAUGUCCAUAUGAGAGUUACAUGUUGCAUUAAUUACGAUGCAAUUAUAUUUCAUUACAUAAAAGUAUGAAUUGUACAUAACAAUUUCAUUAAUCUUGUAACUUUUGAACGGAACCGUGGCAUAAUAUAUUGCAUAAUAUAUUCUCAUCAAUCAUUAUUUUUUAUUUCAAUGUAAAGCUUUGUUAUUAAUGAAUUUUAGGAACACCGUACAUGAACAAACGAAACAUUGCGUGAUCUAUGUGCAAUUUAUUUUUAAUCGUUCACAUUUUAAUCGCGAAAAAGAGAUCAUUUUUGUACGUGUUUUGUGACGCAUUGAAAAUCACUAUGUAUGAAUUAUACAAAUGAUUAUAAAAGUUCAUA
Molecule: messenger RNA, 3380 nt
Organism: Dufourea novaeangliae
Lineage: Eukaryota; Metazoa; Arthropoda; Insecta; Hymenoptera; Halictidae
Gene: Tudor-SN
Product: staphylococcal nuclease domain-containing protein 1
Exons: 9
Coding region: 232-2910 (892 amino acids)
Biological process (GO): mRNA catabolic process; regulatory ncRNA-mediated gene silencing
Cellular component (GO): cytosol; nucleus; RISC complex
Molecular function (GO): RNA binding; nuclease activity
Source: RefSeq, a predicted model, not a curated record